GUUUAUGUUAUAGGUACUGGGUUUAAAAGUUGGCUAGGUCAAAUCCCAAGGUAAAAAGGAAAUAACAACCCAUACUUGGCAAUAUUGUAGAAUUAAUAGUCUACAGCUUAUUUGCUUAUAUGUGUACACAUUAUCACCCAUAAUGUACAAGUUUCGAGCUUCAGACAUCUCAAUGUCACCUAAGUCCGCCAUUCUGUAAUGACGGGACUGCACGGAUACCCGCUACUUAAAUGUUAUCACUCGAGAGGGGGAGCACAUUUGAGAGUCAACUGGAACAGGAAUAACAGCUUCAAGCACUGAAGUCACUUUGACUGCCGCAACAGCACCUGCUACACGUCAGAAGAUGGCAGAGGACAUUCAAACCAAACUGGAGAAAUACCGCACUGCACCCUUUGAUGCCAGAUUCCCAAACCAAAACCAAACAAAGAACUGCUGGCAGAACUAUCUUGAUUACCAUCGCUGCCAGAAUGCCCUGACUGCCAAGGGUGUUGAUGUUACCCCAUGUGACUGGUACAAGAGGGUCUACAAAUCACUGUGUCCCAUUUCUUGGAUUGCAAAGUGGGACGACCAGAGGGAUGAAGGAACAUUCCCUGGAAAGAUCUGAAAGGUGUGAAAAAGAAGUGGCGCUUUAAACAGAAAACCUGAACUGGUGGAGGGCUACUCUCCAGGCUGGUCCUCCACUACUUCCUUUAUGGCUGCUCCUCUGGAGAAUAAGCUGCCAUAACUGAACAGUCAUUCCUUAAGUUAAGAACUGCAUUGCAUUUGUGCAUUAAAGUCUCAGGCAAUAAACCCAGAUUAAGUAUGUGC
Molecule: messenger RNA, 807 nt
Organism: Megalops cyprinoides (Indo-Pacific tarpon)
Lineage: Eukaryota; Metazoa; Chordata; Actinopteri; Elopiformes; Megalopidae
Product: cytochrome c oxidase subunit 6B1
Exons: 4
Coding region: 344-604 (86 amino acids)
Cellular component (GO): mitochondrion; respiratory chain complex IV
Source: RefSeq, a predicted model, not a curated record